GCUCAUUUACUUCUGUUCACGUGACUGUGCAGCUGAGCCUGUCCAAAACACAGCCUUGACACAGCCCACCAUCAACACACACAGAGCGAUACCUUUCUCCCCUGCAAUCAAGUGGCCGUCUCUAUCAACUCCCUGCGUAUUGCACGUCCUCUUGAUCCUUUUGUUUACCUCUGUCCUUGCAUCUUAGAACCGUUGUUUUUGCCAUGCGGCUCCUCUACUUCGAUAGUUUCAGGAGACCCACCUCAGCAGAUUUCAGCCGGAAAACAAUUCCGCCAUAUGCCAUUCUUUCCCACACCUGGGGUGAUGACGAGUUCCUCUUCGAAGACCUAGUGAAUGGUACUGGUAAAAGCAAGGCUGGCUAUGAAAAGAUUAUGUUCUGUGGUGAACAAGCGACUCGCGACUCUUUGCAGUACUUCUGGGUCGACACAUGUUGCAUUGACAAAUGGAAAAUCACUGAGCUGUCACACGCGAUAAACUCCAUGUUCCGAUGGUAUAAGAAUGCGGCAAAAUGCUACGCUUUCCUCUCAGAUGUCUCAGCGCCUACACCAGAUGCACAGCUGCACCAGGAUACGUGGGAAGCCUCUUUUCGGAAGAGCAGAUGGUUUACUCGAGGCUGGACGCUUCAGGAACUCCUAGCUCCAGCAUCAAUCGACUUCUUUUCCUUAGAGGGUCAGCGUAUUGGGGACAGAGCCUCCCUUGAGCAGCAAAUUUGUGAGAUCACUCGUAUCCCGGUUACAGCUUUACGGGGUGAUGGUCUCGACCAGUUUAGCGUUCCGGAGAGAAUGUCAUGGAUGGCGGGCCGUCAGACAAAGGAAGAAGAAGACAUGGCGUACUCUCUGAUUGGACUUGUUGCUGUGUCUAUGGAGUUUAGAUACGGCGAAGGAAAGGAGAGAGCAUUUAACCGACUCCAGGAAGAAAUAGGAAAAGCGAACACCACACCGUUCCUCGUACCAUUUAAUCAAAACGCUCGGUUCAUUGGUCGCACAUUGCAGCUCGCCGAGCUGGAACGAAAGCUCUUCGUCGGAACAUCAGCCACCAAGGUCGCAAUCACAGGCCCAGGAGGGAUAGGUAAAACACAGCUAGCGCUGGCGUUAGCAUAUAGAAUCAGACAAGAGUGUAAGAACUGCUCAGUCUUCUGGAUAUCUGCAAGGGAUAAGGCAAGCAUCCAUCAAGGGUAUGCACAUAUUGCCCGACGACUUGCUAUUCCAGGCUGGGACGAUGAAAAGACGGACGUUAAGAAGCUAGUGCAACUAUACCUAAGCAAAGAGACUUCAGGACAGUGGCUCCUCGUUUUAGACGGCGUAGACGAGGCUACAAUAGGAUCCGCCAGAUUAUCUAAUGUAGUCGGCCUGAUGGAGUUCCUACCGAGCUCUAAGCAGGGGGCUAUAGUCUUCACGACAGCUGACAAGAAGACGGCUACAAAACUGGCACCGCAUGAUAUUGUAGAAUUGCCAGGAUUGGAAGAGGAUAUUGCUCAAAGAAUGCUAGAAAUGUGUUUAGUCGAGCCGGCGGAAGAGCAAGAGGAGGCAAGUCUCUUGAUCAAAGAGUUAGCAUACCUCCCUCUCGCUAUUGUGCAAGCAGCAGCCUAUAUCAAUGUCAAUAAGACAACGCUUCAAGGAUAUCUAUCGCUACUAGUUGAGAGAAAGAAGGAGUUAGCGGAAGAUCAUUAUCGGGAGUCUGGGGUUGUAAUAGCUGCGACCUGGCUUAUUUCGUUCGAGCAGAUUCGUCGGCAUGAUGACUUGGCUGCCGAUUAUCUACUUUUCAUGGCGUGUGUAGACCGAAACGAUAUUCCGCUCGCACUUCUUCCGACGGCUAGGCCACAUGAACACGGAAUACAUGCGGUGGCAACCCUUGAUUCCUACUCACUCGUCACCAAGCGAACGGCUGAAUCGGCGCUCGACCUUCAUCGACUAGUGCAUGUAUCAACACGCAUAUGGCUUCAAGAGCAUAAAAUGCUGAGUCAGUGGACUGAAGUAGUUAUUACACGUCUGCUUGAGGUAUUCCCAGACAGUAAACAUGGGAGCAGAAGCAAGUGGAGACGAUUACUACCGCAUGCUAAGUCUGCUCUGUCAUCUGACCUGACUGAACAAGACAACGAAGCUAGGACAAACCUGGCAUGGAAAUGUGCUAUGGCUUUGCUUACAGAUGGGCGGUGGAGGGAGGCCGAAGAGCUGUUUGUGCAAGUGAUGGAGAAGAGAAAGAGGGUGCUUGGCAACGAGCAUCCAUCAACGCUGACGACUAUGGGCAACUUGGCAACAGUGCUGGCCAACCAAGGCAAGUACGAGGCGGCGGAAGUGAUGAACAAACAGACGCUGUCGCUAUCUAAGACGGUACUCGGGCGUGAGCAUCCAGAGACGCUGAUGACCAUGAGCAACUUAGCAACAGUGCUAGACAGCCAGGGCAAGUACGAGGCGGCAGAAGCGAUGAACAGACAGACGCUCUCGCUCAAAGAGACGGUACUCGGGCAUGAGCAUCCAUCAACGCUGACGACUAUGAGCAACUUGGCAACAACACUAUCGCUGUCUAAGACGGUACUCGGGCAUGAGCAUCCAUCAACGCUGAUGACCAUGAGCAACUUGGCAUCAGUGCUGGGCCGCCAGGGCAAGUACGAGGCGGCGGAAGCAAUGAUCAGACAGACGCUGUCGCUGAAAGAGACGGUACUCGGGCGUGAGCAUCCAGACACGCUGAUGAGCGUGUACUGUCUCGCCCACCUCCUUGCGAAUCGGCACUACAUCCAUGAAUCUCUUGGUCUGUAUGAAAGAGCAUGCGCUGCUUACCCCACUGUCCUUGGGAACGAUCACCCGACUACCCGUGCAUGUCGCCAACAUUAUUCCGAAGCGCUUGCGUCGCAAAGGUGGGAAUGA
Molecule: messenger RNA, 2864 nt
Organism: Paraphaeosphaeria sporulosa
Lineage: Eukaryota; Fungi; Ascomycota; Dothideomycetes; Pleosporales; Didymosphaeriaceae
Product: kinesin light chain
Exons: 3
Coding region: 204-2864 (886 amino acids)
Molecular function (GO): ADP binding; protein binding
Source: RefSeq, a predicted model, not a curated record